Messenger RNA from Chara braunii, 855 nucleotides. Lineage: Eukaryota; Viridiplantae; Streptophyta; Charophyceae; Charales; Characeae. The record is from the annotation of a GenBank genome assembly.
AGGUCUCAAUUCAUCAUUGCUCAUUGGGCAAUGCAAUCGAUUCCAUCAAGUGUCCCUCAAGCUUGUCUUAACGGCGAAGACGUACUUGAACAGUGCAAUAUACAAGGUAUUGAUAACGAUCAUGCAGCCUCAAAUGAGAAUGUAGAUGAGGACAAUUGUCUCAACAAUGUCGUCAAUUCCAAUCGUGAAAAUGAUGAGAUUAACAAUGAUGAAGAGAUUAAUAACGAUGAAGAUGAUUAUGAAGAUGGUGGCGAUGCUGGUAACGAUGUUGGUGAUGAUGAUGAUAAUGAUGACGAUGAAGAUGAUGACGAUGAUGACGAUGACGAUGAUGAUGAUGAUGACGACACAAAUGAGGGCAACGGUGGUGAUGAGAAAAAAAGGAGAUCGUUGAAGAAAGGUGAAAAAAAGGACAAGGGUUGGUGCAAACAAAUUUUACAAUUGGCACGUGAGUUUGAAUACCCGCACGUCGCCUUGCGUGUGCUGCAUAGGGAUGCAACGCCAAGUGGGUAUUUCCAGCAGGUAGCAAUUUCUGCUAUGUCUUCAAGUUGCAAAUAUGAGAAACAAUUUCAUGGUGCUGGGAAGUCUUGGUUCGUGUUUGUGAACAGUGAAGCAGCCAUCGCAAUGCUGUCACGAUGGAGUGACGAUAUUGGUUGUUUAGCGCAAGGUGCAGUGACACAAGCUUUGGGUGUUCGUUUACACCUAAAACUAUCAACUGCAAUUGAUAUCGUGUCCGCUGUAUCUCACAAGGGAGGAGUGAAAUUUCUUCCAUAAGUACAUCCAAAACCGUAGUAGGAGGAGGAUUACAAAACCAGUCAGAUACAACAAGAUACGUUUGGAUAAACUGCAGUUAAAAAU